Messenger RNA from Histoplasma capsulatum G186AR, 2799 nucleotides. Its product is annotated as mannosyl-oligosaccharide 1,2-alpha-mannosidase. Gene Ontology annotation, biological process: carbohydrate metabolic process; N-glycan processing. The coding region runs from base 506 to 2626 and encodes 706 amino acids. Gene Ontology annotation, cellular component: endoplasmic reticulum; membrane. Gene Ontology annotation, molecular function: calcium ion binding; mannosyl-oligosaccharide 1,2-alpha-mannosidase activity. The transcript is spliced from 3 exons. The record is from RefSeq and is a predicted model, not a curated record. NCBI's taxonomy places the organism in Eukaryota, Fungi, Ascomycota, Eurotiomycetes, Onygenales, Ajellomycetaceae.
CGCAUCCAGUUAACAUACUAACUACUUAUUCUUCUCCUAAAAGAGGCUUUCUGUACCCUGAAGGAUCAGGUAUAUAUUCCCAGGUUUUCGUGCUUAUCGAGCAGUUUAUCUUAUACGCGGUAUUACUUGAUUGAGAACCCAGAUCGCGGCGGCAGUGGACGGAAGGUUACUGCUUGUGCCCGCAAAGGGAAUUCUUUAUUGAUUUCUCUUUUGCGUUGAAUAUCAUAACUGGUGCGGCAAGUCUCUACAUAUCCGUGACUACGGAGCUUUAGCCGCCUGCAGCGGACAAGGAAGCUCGGAAACGCACAACUCUGACCCGGGUUUCUUUGGUCAACCCCGGAGACUUUUUCUUUAAACAAAUACACCGCGCAAACACGCUGUCAAGCAAGCGGCGGGAUCGCACAAAGCAGCUCCCCCUUUUUAUAAGGGCCAAGAAUAAAAAAGGUUUAUAAAAUAUAUGUUGUAAAACAACGAAAAAGAGGAGGGAGGGAAAAUUAAAAAAACAAUGUCCUUCAAACUCCCCAGCAAUGUCCCUUCCUUCUCCUCCUCCCAGCGCGAGUAUGAGGACGGCUACUGGCGCGCCACAAGAACCAACGUCGACAACCACGGUUUCUCCUUCGCCAGCUUCAUGAACCCGAACAUCAACAGCAAUCUGCCCAUGUACAAAGACAAACCACAUUACGCCUCACGGCAGGUCCGGAGACGGCGAAAAAUUACCUGGGUAUUGGCUGGGUUGGUGUUCUUGGGUAUUGUGUGGGUGCUUGUGCAUAUGACAGCACCGGGGCAGGUGGUGCGAAUGAAAACUACUAAGCAUGGGGGCAAUUUGUGGAAGUGGAUGAGAGCUCUGGAGAAGGAGAAAGGGGGGUUUGAGGGGGAUGAGAGGGAUGGGAAGGGAGUGGUGGAUUGGGCGGCGAGAAGGGAGAAGGUUCGAGAUGCGUUUAUCAUUAGUUGGGACGAUUAUGCGUCUCAUGCUUGGGGCCACGACAUAUACAAACCGCUGAGCAAGAAAGGUGAAGACAUGGUCAAGGGCGGAUUGGGCUGGAUAAUCGUCGACUCGCUGGAUACAUUGAUGAUCAUGAACCUGACAUCCCGUGUGCAAAAUGCCAGGAAUUGGAUCCAUACCUCUCUCCGCUAUGACCAGGACCAUCCUGUCAAUACUUUCGAGACGACCAUUCGAAUGCUCGGUGGCCUCCUCUCUGCGCAUUAUCUGUCGACGACAUACCCCAACCUCGCCCCGAUUGCAGACGAUGAUGACGGAGCUCCCGGCGAGGAUCUGUAUAUCGAAAAAGCCACAGGUCUUGCUGACCGACUGCUUGGCGCAUUUGAAUCGCCAUCCGGUGUACCAUAUGCGAGUAUUAACCUUAAUACGAGCGUAGGCGUAGAAUCCCACAUGGAUUUCGGUGCCUCUUCGACGGCUGAGGCAACCACCCUCCAGCUAGAAUUUAAAUAUCUUGCGAAACUUACGGGGGAGGCAAACUACUGGGAGAAAGUGGAGAAGGUCAUGGAGGUUGUCGAAGCAAAUGGAAUGGAGGGUGGUCUCGUUCCUAUCUUUAUUGAGCCGAGUUCAGGAAAAUUUAUGGGCCAGAAUAUCCGGCUGGGGAGCCGCGGGGACUCGUACUACGAAUACUUGAUCAAACAGUACCUCCAAACUUCUCGUGAAGAGCCGAUCUACCUUGAUAUGUGGAAUGAAGCGCUCAUGGGCAUCCGCGAACAUCUUGUCACAUAUACGAAACAUGCUUCUCUCACAGUCAUUGGCGAGAGGCCGAACGGUCUCAAACAUGAGCUGGUUCCAAAAAUGGACCAUCUCGUCUGCUUCAUGCCCGGCACUAUCUCCCUCGCCGCAACAGGUGGCCUGCCAAUCUCCCAAGCUCGGAAGACCCCAGGUUGGGGCCACAAGCAAGAGGAAGAAAUCCUCCUCGCCAGAGAACUCAUGAAAACCUGCUGGGCCACUUACGUGGCAACAAACACAGGCCUCGCGCCGGAAAUCACCUAUUUCGAGAUCGACGACCCGCCCCGUAUGAUGAAAAAUGUGUUCCCAGACUUACGCAAGAACCCCGCUGCUGCCAAAUCUGCUUUGGCAGAUUUGCACCUAACAUCCAAACCCCUCUACCCACUCACGAACGCCAACAGCGCAUGGCGCAAGGACGUCGUCAUCAUGCCCCAGGACAAACACAACCUCCAACGCCCCGAGACCAUCGAGUCACUGCUGUACAUGUACCGCAUCCUCGAAGACGACACGUACCGGCACUGGGGCUGGCAGAUGUUCAAGAACUUCGUGAACCACACCUCAAUCAGCGUGCAGGAUAGAGACCCGCCGAUCCGCGACCCGCACAAUAAGAACGUAGAUCUAGAGGCCAAGCGGAGGACGCCCUCGUCACACAUACGUGCGUUCACGUCGCUGGAUAAUGUCGAUGUGAUACCUGCGGCGCAGAGGGAUAACAUGGAGAGUUUCUGGCUGGCGGAGACGUUGAAGUAUUUCUACUUGUUGUUUUCGGACAGGGAGUUUUUGCCGUUGGAGGCGACUGUGUUUAAUACGGAGGCCCAUGUGUUUCCGCGGUUUCAGAUGGGGCAGUUGUUUAAGACUGGGUGGAAGCGGAAGCAUGGGAACGGGAGUUGGCUUUCGUAACUUUUGGCGUUCUGCUUAGUUUCUUUUUGGUUAUUUCAUGGCAUUUUGUGCAUGGCAUUGACGAAGGAUUCAUUUCAGUGUUCUAGAUCUGUAUUCUUUUUUUAUUUUCUAUGUCUUGUACUGUCUUUUUUUCUUUUCCGUCCUAGGUUCAAUGAAUUGGCUGAAUACCCCUC